This is a messenger RNA of Dinoponera quadriceps, 2928 nucleotides long. RefSeq names its product retinoblastoma-binding protein 5 homolog (gene Rbbp5). Lineage: Eukaryota; Metazoa; Arthropoda; Insecta; Hymenoptera; Formicidae. The coding region runs from base 67 to 1464 and encodes 465 amino acids. Gene Ontology annotation, cellular component: Set1C/COMPASS complex. The transcript has 10 exons. The record is from RefSeq and is a predicted model, not a curated record. Gene Ontology annotation, molecular function: protein binding.
AUAACCUAAAACCACAUCUAGCAUUGUAUAGUUUAAUCACAAAAACACAAAUCGGCGUUGUAAAAAAUGAAUUUAGAACUAUUAGAGUCUUUCGGACAAAAUUAUCCAGAGGAAUUUGAUGGUACACUGGAUUGUAUAUCUCUUGCUGUUACUUGUACAUUUAAUAAGAGAGGAACACUUCUUGCUGUUGGUUGCAAUGAUGGAAGACUUGUGAUUUGGGAUUUUCUAACCCGUGGUAUAGCCAAGAUUAUCAGUGCUCAUGUACAUCCUGUAUGUUCAUUGAGUUGGUCAAGAAAUGGUCAUAAAUUAUUAAGUGCUUCUACAGACAAUAAUGUAUGUAUUUGGGAUGUUCUAUCUGGAGAAUGUGAUCAAAAGUACAGAUUUCCCUCUCCAAUAUUAAAAGUACAAUUUCACCCAAGAAAUCUCAAUAAAUUUUUGGUAUGUCCGAUGCGUCACGCUGCUGUCAUGGUUGAUGUUGAAGGCACACACAGAGUUAUACCACUCGAUGAGGACAGCGACUUAAACAUAGUAGCAUCAUUCGACCGACGUGGAGAUUACGUGUAUACAGGGAAUGCUCGUGGUAGAGUUUUAGUUCUUGAUGCUGAGACACUAACAGUGAAAGCCUCUUACAAAAUUUCGCAAGGUACUGCCAGUAAUACGGCGGUGAAGAGUAUAGAGUUCGCACGGCGAGGCUCUUGUUUCCUAGUUAACACAUCUGAUAGAGUAAUUCGUGUGUACGACAGUACUGAAAUAUUAGCGUGCGGCAAAGACGGCGAACCUGAGCCGAUUCAGAAGCUGCAAGAUCUUGUAAAUAAAACGAUGUGGAAAAAAUGCUGCUUCUCCGGUGAUGGAGAAUACGUUUGUGCUGGAUCGGCAAGGCAACAUGCCUUGUAUGUGUGGGAAAAGAGUAUCGGAAAUUUGGUGAAAAUUCUACACGGUACCAAGGGUGAACUUUUACUUGACGUUGUGUGGCAUCCAGUAAGGCCGAUAAUUGCAUCCAUAUCAUCAGGAGUGGUUUCUAUUUGGGCGCAGAACCAAGUGGAAAAUUGGUCUGCGUUCGCGCCAGAUUUCAAGGAACUGGAUGAGAAUGUCGAAUAUGAGGAAAGAGAAAGCGAAUUUGAUUUGAGCGACGAAGAUAAGUCUGUGGUGCAAGGAGAGGAGGCUCAGGAUGAAGAAAUAGAGGUUGAUGUCGCAUCAAUCGAUAGAGUCGCCGCAUUCUGCAGCUCGGACGAAGAAACUGAGGAUAUCGGCUCUCUUCAGUUCCUACCUAUAUCUCCAGAUGUGGAAGAUUCGGAAGACAAUCAAGUGACACCGCAUGAACCACCGCUGAAGAAACAUCGUUCGCACGAUAUAAAUUUACAGGGGGCACCAACCGAUGAAACUCAUCCCUUGUUAAAUAAAGGAAAGGAUAAACCAACCACGAAGAAGGGGAGGCCGAGAUUGGAACACAGAAAAGGGAAAUGAUUUAACAUAUAAAAUAAUUGACACACAUACACACACACAAGGAAAUAUAUUUAUUAUUUAUAAAAUGACGAAAAGUUACAAGACUGUAAUUUUAUAUGAAUUGUAAAAUUGGGUAGAAUCAAGAGUAAUUAAUUAUGUACGAUGUAAUCUUCCAUAUAUGUAUCAUAUAGAAAUUUUUAAUAACUUUAUUUAGGAAAAAACAAAUUCUGCCAUUGUUAAGACUUAUUAUUAUACAUAGAAACAAUUCACGUAUUCUCUUUUCCUUGAAAUAAAGUUUUAGAGUAUAUUGCUAUACUAACGAAAGUUACGUAAUUAUUUUACAUUAUGUAAUUAUUUUACCUUCGUCAUCAACGAGUUCUUUUCGAAGAAGCGCGUGCAUUUGUUUCCGCGUGCGCCGUCGCCCGAUAUAAACAAAAUCUCCCUUCCACUCCACUAUUCGCGUCGACGGAAUAACUGGUAAGAAACUUUAGGUAGUGCAUCUCGAACUGCCCGACUGAAAAGCACUAAACAACCGCCAACAUGUCUGACGACGAGGACCAAUACUCCGGCGAGGAGGAAGUCGAGGACGUGAAGUAAGUCGCUGGAGUCUCGUAACGAGCAUUGUAGAGCUACCGCGAAGACGCGUUGCGACGCCACGAGUUCGCUUCGGUUGUCCCGGUCAAAACCUCGGAUUUCCGACGGUUCUCUCGGCGGAGAAAUUCGUUGCGCUCGUGUCUCGUUCUUAGCUGGAAGAUUUUCAUCCAAAUUUAUUUAGCGUUUAGACUUAGAUACGACCUUUUUUUUUUUACCAAUCACAAUCGCGCGAAAGAAUGGAUUUCUCACCUGCACUUUGUUUCUCCAUGUCUACCUUCGUCCUCGUCAUGUCUGUCACUAUGUCUGUCGCCUAAUCAGCCUCUGUUACCUCGCAUUAUCAACUGGGCAACGAAAUACUCUGCAAAGUGUCGUUACGUUACAUAUAUACACUUACACGUGUGACUGAUUGUGCCGAUAUCCACGUUGAGUUUCUAUGGUGAUUUGUUUAAUUGUCAAAAUAAAUCAUGUAUCUGUAUUUUGGAAAAAAAGGUCCACUUCUUCAGUCUUCGAUUACAGGAGUCUUAGGAUUUGUAAAUGUUCUCAAGACUCAAAAGUUCUCUGUGUAUUUCUUUGAUCACACUGAAGCGUUAAUAUAUUCGUUUGAUAUUAAAUACUCAAAUAAUCAAAUUAUUCCUCUAAAACUCUUGCGGGCUAGAGAAAUAAAUGUUGGAUCUGUUCCUUCCAAAGCACGGAUAAACGCAUCCGAUUGCGCGAUACAUGUUGAAACGACCGGAUUUCGCGUAGGCCAACAGUCGAGGAAGCAAUUUGUACAGAAAGAAAAAGAAAAGGAAGGCGCAAUUUGGAGAGAGACGAACGAUAUAAUUUACACGCCGAUUAUAAUAAUUUACACGCAGCUUUGUGCAGUCCUAAGUAAACGAUUCAUCACACGAA